Styela clava is the source of this 1984-nucleotide messenger RNA. RefSeq lists its product as uncharacterized. The record is from RefSeq and is a predicted model, not a curated record. NCBI's taxonomy places the organism in Eukaryota, Metazoa, Chordata, Ascidiacea, Stolidobranchia, Styelidae.
UUAGUACAAUCUGAUAAAAUGCGGCAGUUUAUAGUUCACAUCAUAUUUGGCAUCAUCAUGCAAUAUAACACCUCUGCAGAAGAGUUUGGCUUUUGCGAGGUAGUCUCUACCUGUCUUGCAGCUCAAAAAACAAUUGUUGUAGAGUCAAAGGAUUCUCUGAACAACCAAGACAACUCUGUAUUUGUAGAUUACGAACUUAUUAACGCUAAAAUCUAUGAACAAAUUACAGAAGCUGAAAAGCGAUUGGAUGUAAAACUAUCCCAACUAGAAGCUAAACUUACUCAGUUGAAAGAUGAAAGCCUCCCUAGGAGCUGUCGGGAUAUUCAAACUUCAAAUUUAGAAUCUUCCAACGAAAAUGUUUAUAACAUUUCUCUUGCGGCAUUGCCUCGAAGCACUGAUGUCUCUUGUGAUCAAACCACAGACGCAGGCGGGUGGAUUGUUUUCCAACGAAGAGUAGAUGGCUCAGAAGAUUUUUAUCGGAAUUGGGAUGAUUACGUUGAAGGUUUUGGCAACAAAGACAAAGAAUUUUGGCUUGGUUUAGAAAAUAUCCAUAACAUUGUGAAACGCGGAACUCAUGAGCUCAGAAUCGACAUGGAAGACUGGGAAGGCAACAAAGCAUAUGCAAAAUAUGGCUCUUUUUACGUCGGAGAUUUAUCAAGCAACUAUCGUUUAACUCUCGGGGAAUAUAGUGGAAACGCAGGUGAUGCACUUGGUAAUGUGCAGCAUCGAAAUAUGCCUUUCACGACCAAAGAUGCUGAUCAUGACACACACAAUUGGGGAAACUGCGCCCAACUGUUUCAUGGAGCAUUUUGGUACGGAACCUGUCACAGCACAAACUUGAACGGACUUUACAUUCAUGGUGGAAACAAUACACGACGUGGUGUUGGUGUAACUUGGUAUCAAUGGAGAGGCAAUUUUUACUCUUUGAAGUUUGCUGAAAUGAAAAUGAGAGAGAAGAUCUAACACAGAAUCGUACAAUAAACACGAAUUUAACUGAAAUUUUUUUCAAGUUUAGUUUUGAAAUAUUUCAUAUCAACUAAUCUUGAAUCUGAUUUAGAAAUAUCAAUUUACCCAAUAUGUAACAUCAAGUAAUUAUUAUUCAUUCGAUUUUGAUUUUCAAAUGUAAAUAUAAAUUCAAUAUACCAUAAAAUAAAAUUUUUUUUUGGGCAUAAAAACAGUACAGAGUGAGGUGUCGAAUUAGUAUUAAGAAAACCAUACUUCGUGCUGUCUUUGACUGUAAGGUAAAAAGACUCGAAUCUUUAUUGUUCGAACCACUCUAGCACCAAAACGCACAUUCACUGGGCAACAAUCUACCAUCUGAAACAAGAUACCAUUCUAUAUUCCUAUGGGAUUCAAAUUAUAUUUGUAUGCAUGAAUAUUUAUACCGUAUUUAAAUAUAUUUUAGCAACUUCCGGGGUAUUUUUCGUGUAAAUGAAUGCCGAGUUUUAUAUUAAUAGGGUUUUCCUUUUGACGGGAGUAACUCUAUGUAGUCAUUCCAUACGAAGCUAAUGAGGAAUAUUUAAUUGAAUACAUGCCCACAACAAAGGGGUACACAUACAUGGACUCCAUUCAGGAACCUUAUAAAAACGAAAUACUCUAAUUUUGCUAGCAUUUCUUAUAUUUUUAUGCGAAAGUGGAAAAAUCUUCGAUUACGACCUGCGUAAACAAGCAUCAAUAAUUCAAAACUAAGUUGGUUAUCAAACUCAAAAAUCGAGAAUCACAAACAGUUGAAGAACCUUGUGUUAAUUAUAGAACAAGAGAAUUAACCUUUUCUGAGAUAAGAGAUUUUAAAAAUUUCUUGGCUUUUCAAGAGUGAGUGAGCCUUAUGGACAAAAAUACUGGUAAAAGAUACCAAACCGCGUGGGCCAGAAAAUUGGUAUAUCCUUUUGUAUGUCGAAAUAAUUGGGUAAUCAGACGAUUUGGUCUGAUUUAAAAAAUUGUAUAUUUAUCUGUGAAGUUUCGUAAAUAAAAUUCUUAAAACGUA